Plasmodium adleri (nom. inval.) is the source of this 660-nucleotide messenger RNA. Its product is annotated as Plasmodium exported protein, unknown function. The transcript is spliced from 2 exons. The coding region runs from base 1 to 660 and encodes 219 amino acids. The record is from RefSeq and is a predicted model, not a curated record. NCBI's taxonomy places the organism in Eukaryota, Apicomplexa, Aconoidasida, Haemosporida, Plasmodiidae.
AUGAAUAAUAGCUAUUUUAGGAUAUAUUUAUAUACUUUUAUAAUAUUAAUUAUAUCAUUAAAGUUUAAGUCAUAUUAUAAAGAAGGAGCUUAUAAUAAUGGGAAUCAUAAUAAAAUAUAUUUAGAUAAAUAUGCAAGAAUUUUGUCACAACAUAUUACAUAUGAACGAUUACAUAAUAGGUUAUCUACAUUAAAUGUACAAAAUAGUAAAGGAGUAAAUAAUGAAGAUAUAGUAGUUUCUAAAUUAAACGAUAAAAGAGUGGGCAAUAAAAUACUGGAUGAAAAAAAUAUGAUAGGUUAUAAUGCCUUAAAUGAUAAAUUAAAUAAGGAAUAUAAUAAAUAUCAUAAAAAAAAUAUCUCUUUAAAAAGAAAAAAAAAAAUAGUAACAAAAAAGGACGUAUUAUACAAAAUGAUAUUCAAAGGAAAAACCUUUUGGAAUAUUCUAAAAAAUGUUAUAGCGGGAUUGGGAUACACAUCCUUAAUUAGUCAUAUAGUUUUGUUGAUUUUAUCCCUUUUAAAACUAAAAACUGCUGCAAUAGCUUUGGUUAUCGUUUCUGAAGGAACUGCAUUAUUAAUAAUAAUCUUAUGUGUUCUUACUUGGUUACUUGUUACAUGGUUGUGGCCUUACAAAGAUGAAUAUAAUAGAAAGCAUAAGAAAUAA